GGAAAUUUGACAAUAUAUGCUUAAAUAUAGCAUAUAUUGUUUUAAUAUACUAUGUUAAAAAAAAUUAAAAAAAUACUCUCCAAUUAAUUAUAAUCCCAACUUUACCCUCCCCAUUUCAAACUUUCACUCUCCCUCUAACUCUCAGUUUUCUCUCUCUCUCUCUCUCUCUCUCUCUCUCUCUCUCUCUCUCUCUCUCUCUCUCUCUCUCUCUCUCUCGUUCUCACGCAAACCAGACAACACAUACCCCAGUCACCGGACCACCCCUCACUCACCGGACCACCCACGACACCCACCCCUCACGCAAACCAGACAGCCCUCACCCCACUCACGGACCACCCCCUCACCACCCGACCCCAGCAUCCAGAGGAAAUCGCGAAACCCAUCUCAGACGACAUCGCGAACUCUUCGAAGAAGAAAUCGUGAAACCCCAGACGAGAUCGAGAAACCCCCAUUCGCGACACCCCCAAACGAAACCCAGAUCCAAAACCUUAAAAAAAGAUGGCUCCUGAACUUAAACUUCCAAUUACCUCUCAUUUCACGGGACGUCUUACCUAUCGGGGUACAGAUAGGUUCAGAUAUAUCAAGGCCAAGUUUACUGAGAUGGAUUUGGUUGAGACAGUGAAGGCUAGUCCUUUCGGACACUUUUGGGAAGCUGGAGAGUUAACUUUCUCUGGCGCGUUGGUCCACAGCCUCCUCUUACGAAAAAUGAAAGUGGACACAGAAAAGGAGGAUGAGGUUUGGUUUCAUGUAGGGAGAAAUGACAUGAGAUUCGGACGGAUAGAGUUUGGACUCAUUACUGGCUUACCUAUGGGUAGUGCCCCUACGGAGGAGGAAAUACACGCCAAGUCCAACGACCAUCUAGUUCGGACUUAUUUUGAAGGGAAGAGUUCUGUUCAGUUGGACUCCCUUAUGAUCCAACUUGAGAGGUGCGAAGAUAAAGAUGAUGCCUACAAGCUUGGACUGAUCGCUUUCAUUGAAGGUGUAUUAGUAUCAAAGGAGGGCAAUGUCCAAGUUUGGCCUGAGAUGUUGAAGUUUGUUAACGAUCUCGACUUCUUCUUUAAGUAUCCGUGGGGCGAGCGCGCUUUUCGUAAGCUGAUGGAGACAUUAGGAAAGAAUAUGCAACAUUACAAGGAUAAUGUUGACAAGAAGAAGGGGAAGAAGAUUGCUCAGGAGGCAAAGUACACAGUUAGUGGCUAUGUACCUGCCUUUCAGUACUGGGCAUACGAAGCAAUUGAGAAGUUGGGGAAGAAGUAUGCCCACUGCAACGGGACCAAGUUCCCCGUAAUGUUGGUGGAAAACACGGAGGGCCGGCGGAAACAAGAUGUCAAGGCAACCGAGCAUUGCACUGUUAUUCAACAGUCGGUUGGUGGUGAAGAAGUGCUUGUUUCCCCGGCCCAGUGA
This is a messenger RNA of Cannabis sativa, 1401 nucleotides long. RefSeq lists its product as uncharacterized. The record is from RefSeq and is a predicted model, not a curated record. The transcript is spliced from 3 exons. Lineage: Eukaryota; Viridiplantae; Streptophyta; Magnoliopsida; Rosales; Cannabaceae. Bases 499 to 1401 code for a protein of 300 amino acids.